AUGCGUAGACUCCCCGAAGAAAUCACCUACCUAGCAAGUUGUAUAUCGGCUGCCGGUCUCAAAGAAUUUCCGACUUCUUCCUUUUACACUAUCUGGCAGACCCCUGGUAUUCGCCUCUGUAUAUGCGAAGAAAUGCCUUUCCACACGGGUUCAUCCAUACGGCGGGCAGAGUCAUUGAAUUGCGCAGACACACUUGCUCACAUGCCUGAAAUCGCCCCCUCAAAGACGAGGGCUGCCGACAACCUCUCUUCGCUUCCCGAGCACAUAUAUCAAAGGACACAUUCACAGCAAGGCCUUGGAUACUUCCCCGAGAGCAACUGCAGGGAAGAAGGAAGCCAUACGCCGCCUAACAGCAGCAUCGCGGCGGCUACAGUAUUUACCUCGGGGCCCUCGGAGAGUAGCGACCCUGUCUCGUCACCGCCGCCGACAGGUCAGAGUCAGAGUGAUGAUCACCCUAGUGGCGUGGCCGAUGAGGAUCCACACGACUCGCAGGCGACGGAGAGCGCCCCGGAAGACGAUACUUCGGGUCCUGAAGAGGUAGGGGAAGAAAAGCCUUGUUGUAUCUGCCCUCGGUGCCCACGGCACUCAAAGUCCUGGGUGUGCCAGGAAUGCGGCGACUCACUAGCUCCGGAUGAGCUUGAUGCCCCGUGCUGCUGCCCUGGUCCUGAUGCUGAAUCCUGUGGAUCAGAUUGCGAGGAGACGGAAGCUCAGGGGCAUGUUAGAUCAGAGUCACCUGAGUGGGAGUCAGUAUUGUAA
Colletotrichum lupini is the source of this 756-nucleotide messenger RNA. RefSeq lists its product as uncharacterized. The transcript is spliced from 5 exons. Lineage: Eukaryota; Fungi; Ascomycota; Sordariomycetes; Glomerellales; Glomerellaceae. The record is from RefSeq and is a predicted model, not a curated record. The coding region runs from base 1 to 756 and encodes 251 amino acids.